UAGUACUUCAAAAAUGGCCAACUCCACUCUCAAUCUCAAUCUCAAUCUCAAGCUCCUCUUGUUCUUCGUCACCAUUUCAAUCUUAACACCACAAGCACUCUCACAAUCCAAUGAAUGCAACAGUGUUGAGUCCAACUCUUGCAACAACAAAGCCAAAGCAUUACCUCUCAAAAUCAUAGCAAUUGUGUCAAUACUUGUUACUAGCGUAAUUGGUGUCACAGCACCACUACUCUCCCGUUCGAUCCCGGCUCUGAGCCCAGAUCGAAACCUGUUUUUGAUCGUUAAGGCGUUUGCGUCUGGGAUUAUACUGGCAACCGGGUUCAUGCACGUAUUACCGGAUUCUUUUGACAUGUUAUGGUCUAAUUGUUUGAAGGAGAAUCCAUGGCACAAGUUUCCUUUUACAGGGUUUGUGGCAAUGUUCUCUGCAAUUGUUACACUAAUGGUUGAUUCCAUGUCGACUAGUGUUUAUAUGAAGAAGAUGAAUAAUGGUGUAGUAGUCGUUCAUGCUGAGAGUACUAGUCCUAGUACUACUACUAGAGAGGGAGAUAGAGAGAUGGGUGCAGUGAAUUUUGGACAUCACAACCAUCAGCAUCAAGCGAUGAUGAAGACUGGAACCGGAGAUUCACAGCUUCUACGUUGCCGUGUCAUUGCGAUGGUACUAGAACUAGGAAUUGUUGUACAUUCAGUGGUGAUAGGACUUUCUCUAGGGGCCUCAAGCAACACUUGCUCCAUUAAAGGCCUUGUAGCUGCUCUCUGCUUCCAUCAAAUGUUUGAAGGAAUGGGUCUUGGUGGUUGCAUUCUCCAGGCAGAGUAUGGUUUGUUGAAGAGAAUGGUGAUGGUGUUCUUCUUUUCUGUGACAACCCCAUUUGGAAUUGCUCUUGGAAUUGCAUUGUCAAGUACAUACAAGGAGAACAGUCCAACUGCACUGAUCACUGUUGGACUGUUGAAUGCAUCAUCUGCUGGACUUUUGAUUUACAUGGCUUUGGUUGAUCUUCUAUCACAAGAUUUCAUGGGUACAAAGUUGCAGGGAAGCAUUAAGCUCCAGAUCAAGUGUUACAUUGCAGUCCUUUUGGGUGCUGGUGGCAUGUCUCUCAUGGCUAAAUGGGCUUAACAUGUCCAACUUUUGAUGUAAUAAAUUUGGUGUACACUUUCACUUUAAAGUUCAAAGUUUGUUGAUGUUUGAUAUCUGGU
This is a messenger RNA of Tripterygium wilfordii, 1191 nucleotides long. RefSeq names its product fe(2+) transport protein 1-like. NCBI's taxonomy places the organism in Eukaryota, Viridiplantae, Streptophyta, Magnoliopsida, Celastrales, Celastraceae. The transcript has 3 exons. Gene Ontology annotation, molecular function: zinc ion transmembrane transporter activity. The record is from RefSeq and is a predicted model, not a curated record. Bases 14 to 1111 code for a protein of 365 amino acids. Gene Ontology annotation, biological process: zinc ion transmembrane transport. Gene Ontology annotation, cellular component: plasma membrane.